Molecule: messenger RNA, 705 nt
Organism: Ostreococcus tauri
Lineage: Eukaryota; Viridiplantae; Chlorophyta; Mamiellophyceae; Mamiellales; Bathycoccaceae
Product: Thioredoxin-like fold
Exons: 1
Coding region: 1-705 (234 amino acids)
Biological process (GO): glutathione metabolic process
Molecular function (GO): glutathione transferase activity
Source: RefSeq, a predicted model, not a curated record
AUGCCCGCCGCCCUCGCAUCGCCAAAAACAUUGCGCCUGCAGUACUUCAACAUCGAAGGUCCCGCCGAGAAGUCCAGGCUCGCCAUGCGCAUCGCGAAGAUUCCCUUCACGGAUGAUCGCGUCGAUUUUGCCAAGUGGCCGAGCGAGAUCAAACCGACGACACCGUACGGACAACUGCCCCUCAUGCACGUCGAUGAGAGCCACACGAUCGCGCAGAGCGAUGCGAUCCUGCGCUACGUCGGUGGAUUGUCGAAGACACUGUACCCGGCGGACGUGGAGACGCGGACGGCGAUCGACGAGGCGCUGAGCUUGGUCGACGAGAUGAAUCAGAGUUGGUACUACGCGCUCGUGGCGGGGAUGAAUCCGGCCAAGUUGGGGCACGACGUGGAGAAGGGAAGCGAAGAACAUGGCGCGGUGACGAAGAAGAUGCGUGAACGGUGGAUGGCGGAUGAGUUCCCGCGAUACGCCGGAUUUCUGACGAAACGCGUGGAGGGUGGGAAGAUGCUCGUGGGUGACGCCGUGACGAUCGCGGACUGCGCCGUUAUCCCGUUGUUGAGACGAUUCUGUAGCGGGGACGUCGAUCACGUCGACCCGACGUGCAUGAGUCAGUUUCCGGAAGUGAAAGCGUAUUACGACCGCUUCCACGCCAUACCGGAGGUCGCGGCGUGGUACGAGGAGCGCGCGCAGGCGCAGAAAGCAGCAUAA